Manis pentadactyla (Chinese pangolin) is the source of this 765-nucleotide messenger RNA. It is a transcript of the gene MRPL14, whose product is annotated as mitochondrial ribosomal protein L14. Gene Ontology annotation, biological process: translation. The coding region runs from base 122 to 619 and encodes 165 amino acids. Lineage: Eukaryota; Metazoa; Chordata; Mammalia; Pholidota; Manidae. The record is from RefSeq and is a predicted model, not a curated record. Gene Ontology annotation, molecular function: structural constituent of ribosome. Gene Ontology annotation, cellular component: ribosome; mitochondrion. The transcript is spliced from 3 exons.
UCCGCCUACCCCGCGGGGUCCGGUGCGCAGGCGCAGAGGCGAGGCCGCGUUGGGGGGAAGGCAGCUCUGGGCCGGCGGGUCCCGCGGCGGGAUAUUUCAGGGAGGCGAGAGCGGAUUUGCCAUGGCUUUCUUUCCUUGGCUCUGGGGCCCCCUCACCCAUGUAAGCAGAGCACUCGGCUGGCGCUGUUUCAGAGGCCUCUGCACCCAGACCAGGAGAGAUUCAGAGCUCAGGCUUCUUUUCUCUCCCACCAGCACCACGGGGAGCCUCAGUGCAAUUCAGAAGAUGACGCGUGUACGUGUGGUGGACAACAGUGCCCUGGGAAACACCCCAUAUCAUCGCCCUCCUCGUUGCAUCCACGUCUAUAACAAGAAUGGGGUGGGCAAAGUGGGUGACCGGAUACUGUUGGCCAUCAAAGGACAGAAGAAAAAAGCGCUUAUUGUGGGGCACCGCAUGCCUGGUCCCCGGAUGUCCCCCAGAUUUGACUCUAAUAAUGUGGUCCUCAUUGAGGACAAUGGGAACCCUGUGGGGACACGGAUUAAGACACCCAUCCCCAGCAGCCUACGGCAGAGGGAAGGUGAGUUUUCCAAGGUGCUGGCCAUUGCUCAGAACUUUGUGUGAGCACAGCCCAGGCUGCCGGCUGCAGAGGGGCUCAUGAGGCAGCAGUUCCGAGAACUGCACCUUUGUGGAGAGGGAACGUGGGGCCCCGUGGUUGGGGAACAGUGUCCUGUGAGAAAAUAAACAUUUUCAUGUGUGUUUCUUCCCAA